This is a messenger RNA of Gamsiella multidivaricata, 2244 nucleotides long. RefSeq names its product apoptosis-inducing factor, mitochondrion-associated, C-term-domain-containing protein. Gene Ontology annotation, biological process: mitochondrial respiratory chain complex assembly; apoptotic process. Gene Ontology annotation, molecular function: FAD binding; NAD(P)H oxidase H2O2-forming activity; protein dimerization activity. The record is from RefSeq and is a predicted model, not a curated record. Bases 101 to 1993 code for a protein of 630 amino acids. NCBI's taxonomy places the organism in Eukaryota, Fungi, Mortierellomycota, Mortierellomycetes, Mortierellales, Mortierellaceae. Gene Ontology annotation, cellular component: mitochondrion; cytoplasm. The transcript is spliced from 7 exons.
GUUGGAACUGAAGGAACACUUCUACCCGAUCGAAGCUCCCAUACGAAUCUCCAAUCUUUCUUCCAUUCCCCUCUCCUUCUUCAUAAGCACUUUUCGAAUCAUGAUCCCGCUCGCAUUCAGGGCUACCAUCAGGUCAACCGCCCGUCUGGGACAGCAGCGUCCCCUCGUCGCUGCCUCUGCCGCUGGAACUGCCCCUCGUCAGGCGCUCUACUCGCUCCGUCAGACUGCUCGCGCCUACGCCUCGGCCCCCAGUGCCACAGCAACUCACCACACUGCCCAUCACCCUAAUUCGGAUGCUGCCUGGGUGAUCGGUUCCCUGCUUUUCUUUGGCCCUAUGAUUUAUAAAUUGACAGCCCCCCCACCAAGGAAAAAGACUGCUGAGGCCAACCAUCACCAUGCCGCAACCUCUUCGCACAAAAAGGAGGUCAAGCAGGACCUCACAGAUGAUGCCGAGGAAGAGGAUCAGGAAGUUCCUGCUGCGAAAUACGAAAAGGAUUUCUACCCUUACAUCCUGAUCGGUGGUGGAACGGCGUCGUUUGCUGCCAUGGAGGCCAUUCGUGAGAAGGAUCCUUCGGCUGCUAUUUUGAUCAUCGGUAACGAGGAUAUCGGACCUUAUAUGCGUCCCCCAUUGUCAAAGGAGAUGUGGUUCAAUAAAUCCGAGGAGACCACUGAGAAGCUCUCCUUCAAGGACUGGCAGGGCAAGGAGCGCAAUAUUGUGCUGCAGGGCAAGGAAAAGAUUGAGGCGUUGGACCAGGAAGCGCUUGAUGAAAUCGAGUCUGCAGAGAGCGGUGUCAAGUUAUUGACGGGCGUGACCGUCUCAGAUCUCAAUGUCGCAGAGCAGACCAUCACGUUGAACAGUGGCAAGUCCCUGAAGUACGGCAAGGUUCUCCUGGCGACGGGCGGUACCCCCAAGACUCUGCCUAUUCUCAAGGACGCUGGAGAGGACAAGGUCACGACCUACCGCUCUGUCGAGGACUUUAAGAAGCUCCAUACAUUGGUCAAGUCCUCUGGCAAGAAGAUUGUCAUUGUUGGAGGCGGUUUCCUCGGCAGUGAACUUGCCGUCGCUAUCUCUCAUUAUGGUAAGGACAAAGAUGUAAAAGUGACGCAAGUUUUCCCUGAGGACGGGAACAUGGGCUUGGUCUUCCCCCGGUACCUCUCCAAGUGGACGACCUCUCAGGUGGAGCAGGAAGGCGUUGUUGUAAAGGCCAAUUCCCGUGUAGCCUCGUCCAAGGCUGUGGACGGUCAGGUUGAAUUGACGCUCGAGAACGGCGAGAAGAUCCUUGCGGACCAUGUGGUUGUCGCUGUUGGUAUUGAGGCAAAUGUCGAUCUCGCCAAGAAAGCUGGACUGGAGAUCGACGAAAUCCGUGGCGGUGUUGCAGUCAAUGCUGAGCUCCAAGCCCGCCGCAACGUUUACUGCGCAGGAGAUAUGACCUCCUUCCAUGAUGUGACCCUGGGCCGUCGUCGUGUGGAACACUACGAUAAUGCGAUUUUGGGUGGCCGUGUUGCGGGACAGAACAUGGCUUCGGAUGACUUGCAUAAGACGUACAAGCACCAAUCGAUGUUCUGGUCUGAUCUUGGACCCCAUAUUGGUUAUGAGGCUGUUGGUAUUCUGGACUCGAAGCUGUCGACGGUGUCGAUCUGGACAAAGAAGCCUACAGUCGCUGCCGCAGCAGCAUCGGAUGACGAUGGUAAGAAGGAGGAAUCCAAGGCUGUAACACCAUCAACUAAGACAACGGCGGCAGCAGGGUCUGAGAAGGAGGGCAAGCGUGAAAGGGCGACGGCUACACCAUUGCCUGCUGAGGCAGUGAAGGUCGAGGACAAGGAGAAGUACAACAAAGGCCUGGUGCUGUACCUGAAGGACAAGAAGAUUGUGGGUCUGCUGAUGUGGAACAACUUUGGCAAAGUCGACGACGCACGCAAGAUUCUUGGCGAGGUGUACGACACCGAGAAAGUUGAGGCCCUCGUCAAGCCCUUUGGCAUCCAUGAGGACUAAGCGAUACCGUGUUGUCGCGGGAAGCAAGGAGGCGGCAUCUUUAUUGCGGAUCAAAUUACAGACAAGCACAGUAAACAUGCGUAAGCAAUACCUAUAGAAAGAGAACAUCUAACGGAUUAUCAAGGGUAUCAUGGUUUUUGAUACAUUGUUCAUGCCAUGAUGCGAUGCAUUUGAUUGUGGGAGAGGGGGGAGAGGGGGAUUGAAACAUUUGAAAGAUGAAAUGCUGAUAAGAAAAAUAAAAAUAAAUCGCC